GUGUUCUGUUCGUAAUAGAAAAGACAUAUUAUAAAACAAUUAGUACAUGGUAACGCAUGUGGCAAUGCGUGGUAACACGUUGCUUUAGUAAUUUAUACUUCAAAAGCGAUAUUAAACAUUAGUUUAUAGUAACUUGAAUAAAUUAAAACUUUGACCCCACCAAGUAAUCAAAAAUUAAUUAAAAAAUGGUUAUAGUUUCAUCAACAUUCAAUUAUCGAUUAAUUAACUUGAGUAACUAAAGUAUUAUUAAUCCAUGUGAAGUUAUAGGACUUUCUCUAAGAACUAUGCGCGGUUAAUUCUCUAACUUAACGGACCGAUCCAAGGAUGUACUCGACAGAUCUCCCCCCCCCCCUCCCCACCCCAUUCGGCUCAGAAGAAGACUUGAUAUGGUACCAUUAUACAACGUGGAGAUCUUCGUAUGGGUCUCACAAUACUAUCCAAAUUAUAGUGAAUAGUAAAACGCUUCUAUUACUUCACAAAAAUUCUUUAAAUAUUUAAUCCUUGCCCCCACAUGUCUGGGAAUUAAAUUCUGCGCCCCCCCCUCCCCCCCCCCCCCCCCAUGGUUAUUGUGCCACACAUAACAUGAUUUCAAAUAACUUCGAGCUGCUGCCAUCUAAGUUUUCUUAAUUUCUAAUAUAAUCGUCUACCAAACAUAUAGUGAUAUUUUUUGGAUCUCUCCCCCAUUUCUUUUAUAUCUCCCCCCACCCUGGUCGACUUGUCAGUACUGUACUAUUCUACAUGUGAACAAUAACCCGAAUAGUAUCAUCUACAGUGACUACUACACAUGCACACAAAGUGAUUUCAAAAAAACUUCGAGAUGCUCUUAACUAAGUCUUAGCAAUUUUUAAGACAAUCGUCCACAUAAUAUAUUGAGACUUUUUAAAUCAAUCCCCUCCCCCCUUAUUUCAAUGUUGAAACCUACUGUACUUAUCCAAAACUAACAUAAGGUGACACUAGCACCGCAACUGUGUCACUGGCAGUUGAAAUUUAACAUAUGAUGUUGGAAUUAAACUAUAUUGUAAUGCCUAACAACAUUGAAAUCGGGGGAGGGGGUUUGUCUCAAAUAUUUUGUGGACGAUUGGAGGCCUAUUAAACACAAUGAGAUCAGGCCGUCCUUCCGCCUUCUGGGACAUAAUAAUUACUAUACAUGAAGUUCUUCAGAGAACAAAUCAAUAUGGCGGACGACGAAGGUCCGUUAUGUUGUUGUGAAUAUUAUAAUAUUCGAAAACAAAGAACACAUCUACUGACAUUUUGUUGUGAAUGUGAUGAACUUGAUAAAACGGUUGAUGAUUGGAUCAAAGGAAAUCCUCAAAAACUUAACAGACUAACAGCUAUAGUCGAAUCAUUCUGUGAUCGUUGCCGUGUUCCGUGGUUCGGUGGUGCAAAGACAUUUGAUUUUGGCGGUGCAUUUCCUGCUAUUUUGUUACCUGUAUCAACUUAUAUAGCGUGUUGGCAUUAUAUUUUAACGAUCUUGAUAUUCCUUGCACUUCCAGUAAUGGUUAUAUCGUGUUAUGUAUUAACUAUCAAACUAAAAAUGAGGACCCGACUAUUUCUAUCUUUAAGUAUCACAUCAACCAUUGGAUGUUAUGCAGUAUAUUUCUAUUAUGUUGCUCCAUUCCAAACACUUCAAAUCAAUGCUAUUCAUGUUGCGAGUGUUAUAGUAAUAUUGAUAUGCUUCAAGUUAUCAAGACGAAAACCUGCUACCAGCCACCUUAACUCUUUCAGAACUAGCGCUACAUUUUGUAGCGAGUGCACUCAAAGUAUUCCAUAUAGAGGGAAACAUUGCAGGUAUGCAAAUAUCAAAUUUCUGCACCUCGUCUUCAAGCCCCCUCUCACAUAUUCUCAAAGAGCAAUAGAAAGGAAAACACUCCAGGGGCAGGGGGCCCAGUUGCCCCACUCGGCCACUCCAGAUUGCAGAGUUGGUCAGAGCUGCCCCUGAGAUUUUUCAGUGCAACGUUUUAGCACCCCUAGAAGUGCGUCUGAAGGCUCUAACCUGCCACCAAACCUCAAAAACUUCAUUGCUUUUAAUAGCUAUUUGCCCUGUCCAGAUCUCACUGCACUUAAUAUGCAUGGAAGCCAAGCCAGUGCCCUUUUAUACAUGCAUUGCUCUUUCAAAGUGAUACAUACUGGGUGGCCUGGCCUGCCCAGACUGAGCUUACUCCAAUUCCAACUUCCAAUUCAGAUGCUACUUGAUGUUGACAUUCUAUACUGAUUAUACAAAUAAACAUACAUACUAUGUGUUUUAGAAUAUGCAAGCUGUGCAUUGUGAAGUAUGACCAUCACUGUGUUUGGUAAUUGAUUAUUUAAUAUUAAUUUUAUUAUCAGGAUUUUGGGCAUCUCACUCGGGGUUCUGCCCAGGGUCAUGUGAGUGCCAGGUACAUAAACUUCUGCCGUGCGCCCCCCACCCACCCCAUGAAAAAUCUUACACAUUUUUUUGGGCUUACCUUAAUCAUUUUUUAACUAUUGCUAAGGGAAGCCCGGCACCUGCACCCACCAUGGGCAGAACCCUGAUCUCACUCGAUAUAACUAGUUGUUGAGGGGAUUUGUAGAUGAAAAACAGCUGUACCGGAAUUGCAUGACUGCAGGCUUGAUGCCUGCCAGAGGGCCGAUAGUUACAUUUUUCGCAACCGCAUCUGGUUGGAUCUAAUAAAUGUAUAAAAAUUACAGGUUUCCAUUAUUUAUAUUCAAGGGUGGAAAAAUAUUUUCUAGGACUGCAAGCCAUAACUGUACUUUAUGUGCCUCAGGGCACAUUCAUUGGCUACUUAAAGAGUUAAAUACAAGUUAGAAUACAAGUCAAAUACAAGUUAAAGUGCCACGAUCUGGGAUUAGACAGUGUAAAAUAAUAGAUAGGGUUCUUUAGGUUAAAUUUCAGCUUAAGCCAUUAAAUGAUAAAAUACUUGAUGAAUGAUGGUAUAUACUCACUGUAAGUUCCUUUUCUGUAGGAUUGAUUCCUGUAUUGGACAACAUAAUCAUAAAAUAUUCCUACUAACUGUUUUUCUGUAUUUGGUCAAUAUUGUUGGUUGUUGCUACAAUGCAUUGUUAUUUGAUUGUAAGUGGGAUAUCGGAUUAGUCCCUGAUUGUUCUCUGGCAUAUGCAACUGACAGGUUUGUACAAGAGUUGUCAAGCUUGCUAAUGCCAGGCAUUUGCCAAGUGUUUUAAACUGGCCUAGAGAUAAUUAACGGUUGAAAGGUUUAUUUAGAUGGUAAUUUCGAGUGUAAACAUGGGCAUACAAGACAGGGAAACUGCCCCCCCCCAAUUUUUUUGUGAAAACCAUGGAAAUUCGUACGAAUUACAGUACUUGGAAAAAUCAAGAAAAUUCGGGCAGAUUUAUCAGAAUAUAGGUUAAAUUCAGGUCAGUUCAUU
Molecule: messenger RNA, 3363 nt
Organism: Paramuricea clavata
Lineage: Eukaryota; Metazoa; Cnidaria; Anthozoa; Malacalcyonacea; Plexauridae
Source: the annotation of a GenBank genome assembly